AUGGGUCGCGUUCGCACCAAGACCGUCAAGAAGUCCGCCAAGGUCAUCAUUGAGCGGUACUACCCCAAGCUCACCCUGGACUUCGAGACCAACAAGCGCAUUUGCGAUGAGAUCGCCAUCAUCGCCUCUAAGCGCCUCCGCAACAAGAUUGCCGGCUACACUACGCACUUGAUGAAGCGUAUUCAGCGUGGUCCUGUCCGCGGUAUCUCCUUCAAGCUCCAGGAGGAGGAGCGUGAGCGCAAGGAUCAAUACGUCCCCGAGGUCUCUGCUCUCGACUUCACCCAGAACUCCGAGAGCGGCCAGCUCGACGUCGACGUCGAGACCAAGGACCUCCUCAAGCACCUCGGCUUCGACGCCAUCCCCGUCAACGUCAUCCCCGUCUCUCAGGCCCAGGCCCCCGAGCGUGGUGGCCGUCGCUUCGGCGACCGCCCCCCUCGCCGCGAUUAA
Molecule: messenger RNA, 447 nt
Organism: Verticillium nonalfalfae
Lineage: Eukaryota; Fungi; Ascomycota; Sordariomycetes; Glomerellales; Plectosphaerellaceae
Gene: RPS17
Product: 40S ribosomal protein S17
Exons: 3
Coding region: 1-447 (148 amino acids)
Biological process (GO): translation
Cellular component (GO): ribosome
Molecular function (GO): structural constituent of ribosome
Source: RefSeq, a predicted model, not a curated record